AUGAAGUUGCUGGAGGGACAGUCGCUAACCGUGCCUGUGGGCAGCGCCUUGCUGUUGCUAUGGCUUCUAUACCGCAAGGGUCUUUUCUUCCGGUUUCAUCACAAGUACAACUUCCCCAAUCUCGUUCCCGGAGUACCUCUGUUUGGGAACAUGUUGCAGAUUCCGACCGACACGGCAGAGCGGCGUCUCUACCUCCACAAGUUGGCCGCGAAAUACGGUUCACACUACUGGUUGUUCAUGAACUCUCAACGUGUUGCCAACGAGAUCCUCGACAAGCGCGGGGCGCGGUACAUUUCACACCAGAAUCUACCCAUGCCCGGUGACGUUGCCUCAGGCGGUAAACGAAUCAUCUUCAUGCCGAACCGAAACGUGUUUGCCCCUCUGCAGGAUGUCGAGUCGCGAGCCCUGCUGUACCAAUAUCUCGCCCAACCGGACCUGUGGCACCUAGCUCACGCUCGGACCAAGCGGGGCGACCCGAAUGUCGACAGGAUAAUUGAAACCAACAAUGAGAUCAUGAAGAUGUUCGAACCCGGGUCCAGCUUGAUCGAUUCUUUCCCAUGGCUGGCGUCCAUUCCUCUCCCGCGCUCGAUCCAGCCAUGGAGAUGGUGGGGAAACAGUGUUUUCGAGCAGUACAAGAGGAACUUCAUUGAAGAGUUUCAGGGUCUCACCGAGCGACAGCGGCAGGGCAAGGCCACAACCUGCUUCAUUUCCGAGUUCCAAAGGCUCGGAAGAGACAAGACGCUUGAUUAUGUGUCGACCGUAUUUCUCGCCGGGUCACUUAUAGAAGCCGGAUCCGACACGACGCGUGUGGCUUUGAACCAGCUCUUGGCCGGCGCAGCCCUUUUCCCUGACUCGGUGCGCCGUGCACGCAAGGAACUGGACGAGAUCUGCGGUGCCAACGCUGAGAGACUUCCGGUUGCGAGCGACGUCGACAGCUUGUCUUGCCUUACAUCAAAGCCAUCGGCGAAGAAGUUCUUCGAUGGAAGUGAGAAACCUACCUACCUUGCUGCUACAUCGUUGCCAGAAAUUUCCCACUCACUGAUCGAGGACGACUCCUUCGAAGGAUAUAACCUCCCAGCCGGAACCAAUGCCAUUUGGAAUACCUGGGGCGUGCACAUGGGCGCAUCCGAGUACGAGCAGCCUGGCAGAUUCUGGCCCGAGAGAUUCCUCAACGAGGACCUGGACAAGCCGAUCAAGGGGCACUUGGCGUUUGGAGCAGGCCGCCGAGUAUGCCCAGGAUGGCUCAUCGCCAGCAACAGCCUUCAACUGUUGAUCGCGCGCGUCUUGUACUGCUUCGACUUCCACACAGUACCGGGGCACCCGAUCCCGGUCGGUAAGCCGCUUGACAUCGGAACAGAGAAGCCGUACGAGGUAAAGGUCAUGGUUCGAAGUCCGGCUCACGCGGCUGUGAUCCAAAGGGAGUGCGCAGAGGCGGCAAACAUCGAGUAG
This is a messenger RNA of Fusarium falciforme, 1449 nucleotides long. RefSeq lists its product as hypothetical. Gene Ontology annotation, molecular function: iron ion binding; monooxygenase activity; oxidoreductase activity, acting on paired donors, with incorporation or reduction of molecular oxygen. NCBI's taxonomy places the organism in Eukaryota, Fungi, Ascomycota, Sordariomycetes, Hypocreales, Nectriaceae. Bases 1 to 1449 code for a protein of 482 amino acids. The transcript is spliced from 7 exons. The record is from RefSeq and is a predicted model, not a curated record.